AUGACUGCAUUAGUCCUAAAUCUUCCCCUUCUGUCUUCCUUCACUGAGUUUCGGUCUCUUGGUCGCCACUUUCCAAAGAAUCACCCAUCAAAUCCAAUCAAACCAUACCUCUCUCUCAAACCUCCUCGAUUUCCUCGCCAAGUCGCUACUUCCAUGGAAGCCGAACAGAGUAGAAGUGCAGCCAACACCAGCUCAAAUGAACCCAUGAAGCUCUUGUUUGUGGAGAUGGGUGUUGGCUAUGAUCAACAUGGGCAAGAUGUUACUGCUGCGGCAAUGCGUGCAUGCAGGGAUGCCAUAUCUUCAAAUUCAAUUCCUGCAUUUCGCAGAGGAUUGCUUUGUGCCUUUGCUGUGACAACUGUUAAAUAUGCUAUAACGAGACGAAAUGGUGCAGGUUCCAUACCAGGUGUCACGUUUGAGCAAAUGAAACUAGAGGUCAAACUGGGAAUCCCCCAUUCUUUACAACAAUCCUUGGAUAUUGAGAGGGUGAAGUCUGUCUUCCCUUACAACUUUGUUAUCAUGCAAAAGCUAGAAUCUAUCACGGUGUUCAUGAUUUCAAUUAGUAGGCGAUACUGUGAUAUCUUACUCAUAUGGCCUUCAAGAAUAUCUGCAAUUUUAUUCCCUCAAACUUUGCGCGGAAAAAUUGUGAAAUUUGAAGUUGUUGAUGGUGGACUGGUAUGCUCAAGUGGUGUGUAUGUUGAAGAAAUGGGAGACAAGAAUGAUGACUGUUACAUAGUGAAUGCUGCAGUCAAUGUUGUAAUUGAUGCCGGAACCUUAAGGGAGAUGGUGGCUGAUGGUGCUUCUCAACAUCUUUGUGGCAAACAGCUGUGUGGUGCUUUUGGCAGAAAUGAGAAUGAAGUUUCACAGAUUGCAUCAGGCUCCAGCAUUGACGAUGAUUACACCGCUUAA
This is a messenger RNA of Dovyalis caffra, 906 nucleotides long. The record is from the annotation of a GenBank genome assembly. NCBI's taxonomy places the organism in Eukaryota, Viridiplantae, Streptophyta, Magnoliopsida, Malpighiales, Salicaceae.